Molecule: messenger RNA, 1304 nt
Organism: Varroa destructor (honeybee mite)
Lineage: Eukaryota; Metazoa; Arthropoda; Arachnida; Mesostigmata; Varroidae
Gene: Fancl
Product: E3 ubiquitin-protein ligase Fancl
Biological process (GO): interstrand cross-link repair; protein monoubiquitination
Cellular component (GO): Fanconi anaemia nuclear complex; nucleus
Molecular function (GO): ubiquitin protein ligase activity
Source: RefSeq, a predicted model, not a curated record
UCUAGAGACAAGUCGAAUAUGUCUGUAUAUUGAUAGCGUCUCGCCAUUAAGGCUUGAUUUGAAGCGUUUAACAAAAAUGAACCUGUCUCAGAUUACUGAAACGGAGUUGUCUGAACGCAAAGAAAUGCUUCUGCGAUUUCCAAAUUUUGUGCCAAUAAAGGCUGAUCUAACCGAAUUCCGAGGCUGGCUGCGUUUAUGCGAUCGAAAUGUACCUAUUUUUCUACGAUGUGGUGACGCACAUAGAGAGGUUGAGGUAACAUCUCCAGACGGCCUACUAGCAUCCUUAAUGGAUCGCCUCAAUGCAGAUUCACCGGAGCUGGUCGAAAAGAUCAAAAAGAUGCGAAAGCCGUCCUCCUAUUUACAUGAGCUCCUCAACGCAUUAAACAGAUUGGUUGAACGGGGCGAAUACAAUAAUGGUUUUGCGGCUGAAGGAGCCGAUUUGAGUUCUCGUCGCGUAUCAGGAGCGAAAACAUUUCGCCUGAUUCUCGAUCAGUUAAUCUCUACGAUAGGUGUUGAGUCUCUCAAAGAGGUGUCCAAAAAUCGACUGACGCUCACGUACCGUGAUAUGGAUAUGACCUACAACAUUAUCGAGGGCCGCGUCGUGAAUUCUUCUAUCCCGCGAGAGCUGCUUGCGAAAACCGCGGGUCUCUACCGACCCCGUGAAGUAGCUGACGCCUUCACAGUCUUCAAAGAUUUUAUUAAUAAAUUACAACCAUUCUACGAUUCCCUUAAAUCUUUGGACUCUUUAGCUUGGGUCGUUGAUCCAUCAGACUUACGUCGACCGUAUAGAAGAGUGGCUCUUGAAGAUUCUCUAGCACUUCAAAUUACGUUCACGGAUCCACUUCAAUUGGAAAAACCCCCAUUGUUGGAGUUGUUGGGUUGUCCAAGUUCGGGUGUCGGAUUCCGCGAAAUUUUGAGACGGGCUGAAUGGUCGCGAAAGUGGGACUCGCAACAAGAUGUACUCGACAACCUAAGGAUGGCUUUGGGAGACGAACUGAGGCUAGUGCGAAUCCAAGAAAACUCACAAGUGGACAUCACGUGUGCUAUUUGCUAUGCGUAUCGACUCGGCGAGCAAAUACCCGACGUGUUCUGCGCGCAUCGCUCGUGUCGGCGGGCAUAUCAUAUCGAAUGCUUCCGCUCCUGGGCGCUUCAAUGGGGCGUAGAGCAGGGCGCCACCCGAGCACACACAGCUGUCACUGGAGGAUCAUUUGCUCCUUGCGUCUACUGUGAACAACCUGUAGCCAUACUCACAACAGCUGUGACAACGACAACAGCAGUAGUUCCAUGUUGAACAUCGAACACAU